UUAAGGUAGUUGGGAUUUCAAAGAUGGGUUCAGCAACUGGGGGGAGAAGAUGGUCAUUGUCUGAAACCACUGAGCUUAACAUCCAGAAAGGUAACAUCACUCUGGGGUUUGUUGAUGGAGGGUCAACAACUAUGAUCAAUCCAGCAAAUGAGAGAAUGCUUGGUGGUGGUGGCGCAGAUGGAGCCAUACAUAAGGCUGCUGGACCAGAACUCCUGGAAGCAUGCUAUAAAGUCCCUGAAGUUCAACCUGAAGUACGCUGUCCAACAGGAGAAGCAAGGAUUACCCCAGGUUUCAAACUGCCUGCAUCUCAUGUGAUUCACACUGUUGGACCAAUCUAUGAUUCUGACAAAGACCCCAAAGCUUCCUUGACAAGUGCAUACAAGAACUGCUUGAGUGUGGCUAAAGAGAACAAUGUUAAAUACAUUGCUUUUACUGCAGUAUCCUGUGGUGUAUAUGGAUAUCCUUUUGAGGAAGCUGCUACGGUUGCUAUAUCUACUGUCAAAGAAUUUGCAGAUGACAUUAAAGAGGUGCACUUUGUUCUCUUCUCAGAUCAAAUCUACAAUGUUUGGUUGAACAAGGCAAAGGAAUUGCUCCAAGCUUAGUUCAUGACAGCAGCUAGAAUUACGUUGCUCUACCUUGUUGCUUGAGGCUGCAAAACUUUAGAUGUGUAUCUCAAUUGACUUGGAGGCCUGUAUGCAAUUAUGAGAGAUUGCUUUAAUUUUUGGUUUGUGAGGUUCCAGAACUUUAGAUGAAUUUGAGGCAUCUAUGCUUAUCUGUAGACAAAAUGCAUGUUCGUGCUAGUGUGGUAUUAAUGGUCUAGAUAUGUUGUCUUAAGUUUGAGCAAAUAUUUGUUUGCCAUUGUAUUCAGAAGUAUUUCAUUGGAUUGUGGAGUUGUUGCCCUCAA
Messenger RNA from Theobroma cacao (cacao), 904 nucleotides. NCBI's taxonomy places the organism in Eukaryota, Viridiplantae, Streptophyta, Magnoliopsida, Malvales, Malvaceae. The record is from RefSeq and is a predicted model, not a curated record.